Molecule: messenger RNA, 1122 nt
Organism: Orycteropus afer afer
Lineage: Eukaryota; Metazoa; Chordata; Mammalia; Tubulidentata; Orycteropodidae
Source: RefSeq, a predicted model, not a curated record
AUGGUAUUUUUCACAUGCAAUGCCUGUGGCGAAUCCGUGAAGAAGGUCCAGGUGGAGAGGCAUGUGGCUGUCUGCAGGAACUGUGAGUGCCUCUCCUGCAUCGACUGUGGCCAGGACUUCUGGGGCGAUGACUAUAAAAACCACGUGAAAUGCAUCAGCGAAAGUCAGAAGUAUGGUGGCAAAGGUUACGAGGGUAAAGCCCACAAAGGCGACAUGAAGCAGCAGGCGUGGAUUCAGAAAAUUAAUGAAUUGAUGAAAAGACCCACCGUCAGCCCCAAAGUGAGGGAACUUUUAGAGCAAAUGAGUGGUUUCGACAACAUUCCAAGGAAAAAGGUGAAGUUUCAGAAUUGGAUGAAGAACAGUUUAAAAAUCCACAGUGACUCAGUCCUGGAACAGGCGUGGAGUAUCUUUUCUGAAGCAGCCAGGAACGAGCCAGUCUGUGAGGGGCAAGCUAAACAACCACUGAACCAGGCAGCCAAUCCGUGCGCAGAGGUGUCCCCCAAGGCCCCACCCUCCAGCACACAGGGAGCCCCGGAGAAGCGGACAGAGGCGAAGAAGAGUAAGAGAGAGAGGAAGGAAGAGCGGCAGAAGAGCAGGAAGAAGGAGAAGAAGGAGCUCAGAGUAGAAAACCAGCAGGAAAAUUCCGGAAGUCAGAAGCCUAAGAAGCGCAAAAAGGGGCUGGAGGCUGGCGACGCGGAGACCCCCGAGGCGAACGGCACGGCCGGGAAGAAAGGCAAGAAGAAAAAGAAGAAGGGCGAAGACCCUGCCCAGGAGGAGACGGCACCAGGCGCCGGGAAGCGAAAACGGACGCCCUCGGAAGAUGAAGCUGAUUCCAAGAAGAAAAAGAUGAAGAUUCCUGGACAUCCUGAGGGUGGAGAAUCCGCAGACACUUCUGGAAAAGGGAAAUUCAACUGGAAGGGAACUAUAAGAGCAGUUCUGAAACAGGCCCCAGACAACGAGCUGCCAGUCAAGAAGCUAAAGAAAAAGGUUUUAGCUCAGUAUUACGCAGUGGCCACCGAGCAGCACAGAUCUGAGGAGGAGCUCCUGGCCAUUUUCAACAAGAAGAUCAGUAAGAACCCCACCUUCAAGCUGCUGAAGGACAAAGUCAAGCUCCUGAAGUGA